Molecule: messenger RNA, 1017 nt
Organism: Colletotrichum spaethianum
Lineage: Eukaryota; Fungi; Ascomycota; Sordariomycetes; Glomerellales; Glomerellaceae
Exons: 3
Coding region: 1-1017 (338 amino acids)
Source: RefSeq, a predicted model, not a curated record
AUGCGCCAUAACACCGACGCCACGUUCCUCCCCACCAACUCGGCAGGGCUGUCGAUGAUGUUCUACGCGACGACCUACGCAACAAAGUUUGAGACGCCAUUAUUUAAGAGGAUGGCAACGGUUAAGAUGGUGCUAGAAGGCACGGCGGGGCGGGAGGGCGAGCGUGGCGCCGCGGCAGCCGAAGAGGAUACAGACGAGACGACAGCACAGCGGAACAAUAGGGCGCGGCAGUUCCUCGCGCGCACGGCGAACCAGAUCUUCACAAGCCGUGAGCUGUCGGCCGUGGAGGUAUGCAGCAGCCUGCUCGGCUACCGCAACAGCUAUUGCAGCGAGGAGAACUGGGUCAACGUCCACCUGAACUCGCUUUACUGGGCGGUCUUCCGGGGAUGGGGCGGACUCCGGCAGGCCGCGGGGCCGGAGGUGCAGCUCCGCGCAGGACCGGAGACCAGGGUUGGGCAUAGGAGCAAAGCAGGCAACGCACAUUACGUCUCAUUCGAUGAUGCACUAGAAGACCGCCAAUGGUGGAUUCAGAAGAUCCUCCAAGCACGGGACCAAGCAGUACCAGUCAUCACCGGCCACCUGGACGACGCGGUGGAAGAGACUGUAGAAGGAUUCUAUAAAAGGUCGGCCGUGUUGCUUCUGGCGCUGUUCAUCCCCUGGGAGCGGUUCACGCAUAUAUCAGACCAGCUGCCGCCAGAGCUGUGGGCGAACUUGAAGGAAGACCUACCCGAGCGCGUGAGCGCGUUUGUCGACAACAUCCAGCUGCUUCACAAGAGCGCCGAAGACGCCAAGAAAGACGCCAAGCUAUGGGCCAGCCGGAGCGAGGGGGACGAAGGCGUAGAGUUUGACGGGGCCGAGGAAGCACCGGACCCCGGGGCCUCGUGGAACCCAGGCGAAAGUGACCUGCGGCAUACCUUCCAUAACGUCGUCGCUAGCCUCCACGACGAGGCCGGAGUCACAAGAGGGUCUCCAGGACUCGGGGCGCUGCUUAGCACACUAAAUAACAGUGACUUCUAA